This is a messenger RNA of Pipistrellus nathusii (Nathusius's pipistrelle), 705 nucleotides long. Lineage: Eukaryota; Metazoa; Chordata; Mammalia; Chiroptera; Vespertilionidae. The record is from the annotation of a GenBank genome assembly.
AUGCCAGGGCGCGCUGCCCUCCGCGGGGCCGGGGGCGCCCUGGGCGCCUGGCUGCUGGGCGGCCUGUGGGUCUGGGUCCUGGGCGGCCUGGGCGGGCCCGGGGCGGGGGCGCUGCGGGCGGAUCCCUGGGGGUCUCCGGGGACGCCGCGGCCUUGCCGGGCGCCGCAGCAGUGGGAAGGGCGCCAGGUGCUGUACCGGCAGAGCAGCGGGCGCAACAGCCGCGCCCUGCUCUCCUACGACGGCCUCCAGCAGCGCGUGCGGGUGCUGGACGAGAGGAAGGCGCUCAUCCCCUGCAAGAGAUUAUUUGAAUAUAUUUUGCUCUAUAAAGAUGGAGUGAUGUUUCAGAUUGAACAAGCCACCAAGGAAUGUUCCAAGUUGACCCUGGCAGACCCCUGGGACCCUCUUGACAUUCCUCAGAAUGCCACUUUUGAGGACCAGUACUCCAUAGGGGGGCCCCAGGAGCAGAUCACCGUUCAGGAGUGGUCUGACAGAAAGUCAGCCAGAUCAUAUGAGACUUGGAUUGGCAUUUAUACGCUCAAGGAUUGUUACCCGGUCCAGGAAACCUUCACCCAGAAUUACAGUGUGAUAUUGUCCACACGGUUUUUCGACAUACAGCUGGGUAUCAAAGACCCCUCGGUGUUUACCCCCCCAAGCACGUGCCAGACAGCCCGGCUGGAGAGGAUGAGUGAGGACUGUUCCUGGUAA